AUGCUAUCCUUACACGGCAUCAUGCCUGGUCACAUCUUACCGACUAGAGAAAAUAACUGCCUAGACCACUUUAUGAUUAAACUUGACAAAAAUAAAUUAUCUGCUAAAAUUGCAGUCUUAAAUACUACUAUUACAGACCACUCCAUGAUUUUGCUCAACCUUACUUCGCUGUUGCCUUAUUUUAAGUCAAAGAAAGUGACUAAAAUAGUGACGGAUUUUGAUUCAGCACUACUAAGUUUGGCACAGAAUAAUCUGUCAGAGCUGCUUUUCUGCUAUGACCCGCAACUAGUAACUGAUAAAUUAUUUAACUACUUGUCCGAAGCGCUGAAUGAAAACUCGCGCAUAGUGAAGAUACCUAGCAACAAACGCAUAAUCAAACCAUGGAUCACUAUCGGAAUUCUAAAGUGCAUAAGAAAUAGAAAUAAAAUGCAAAGAAAGUUAAAAUUAGAUCCUAAAAAUGAAAUUCUAAGAAUAAGUUACAGACGAUAUAGAAAUUUCUGUAAAAAUUUAAUUAUAAAACUAAAACGUUCUUAUGACAAAAAACAAUUAGAGAUGUCACUUAAAAAUUCUAAAAUUUUAUGGCAAAAUAUAAAAUCAGUAACUAAUAUGAAUCACUCAAAUUCUGACAAUUCUAACUUACUAAACACAAAGUCUUCUCCAUUAGAAUCAAUCAAUUAUGUAAACCAUUAUUUUGCUAAUAUAGGGAAAAAGCUAGCUGAGGAUAUUAACUAUAGGCAGGAACCAUUUGAAACUCGAAAUUUAAAUUAUAAGACCCAAUUAAAUUCUUUUGUCUUGUUAGAAACUAACAUUGAAGAAGUAAAUGACAUACUAAUGAAUCUUAAAUCAAACAGUUCCCCGGGUUGGGAUAAUAUACCAUCCAGCUUUUUAAAAUUGGCUAGAGACCAUGUUGUUCCAAUUAUUUGUCAUUUAAUAAACUUAUGUUUUAACAAAGGCGUAUUUCCCGCGGCGCUCAAGAGGUCUAACAUAAUUCCAAUAUACAAGAGUGGAGACAAAGAUGACAUCAAUAACUAUCGUCCCAUAUCAGUUUUGCCAUCAAUUUCGAAAAUAAUGGAAAAAAUAAUGAAUUCGCGGUUAUUAAAUUACUUGGAAAAAUUCCACCUUCUAUCAGAUUCACAGUAUGGGUUUAGGCACGGUAGAUCCACAGAUGACGCUGUCACAGCUCUUACCUCCUUUGUGGAUCAACAAAUCAACAGCAAAAAAAAGUGCUUAGCUACAUUUCUAGAUCUAAGAAAAGCUUUUGACACAGUUUCUGUCCCCAUUCUUGUAAGGAAGUUGGAAAAUCUUGGAAUUAGAGAUGUUUCGCUUGCUCUUUUCAAAGACUACCUUACUGGUCGCACACAGAGAGUAAAAAUUGGAUUAAUUGGAAGAGGCGUAUGUCAAACCACAAUCGAUUUGAAUUUUGACAAUAAUCUGAUAGCACAUAACGGUCUCGGAUGGCCUCUACUGUUAAAAGUGGUCAAAGGGAAUGAGGCCCUCAUGAAGUUGAGAAUUCCGGUGAAGAACCAGCGUACCUGUACUGUCACUGAUCCUUCUGGGGUUCGAUUUGAUGUGACAAAACCUCCAAAUACUAGGUACCAGAAAUGGGGUGAUAAAUGUGGAAUUCGGGUAAAAAACGUUAAAGAAAUCGAUAGAGGAAGAUGGCGUCUUAGUGCUUCUGGAGAAAACGACUCCGUUGUGGGAUGGAUCGAGUUGAAUAUUUUAGAGGUAACAUCACCCGACGCAGAACAGCCAAUAUCGCUUCAAGAUGGAGAAACUCACACUAAAGUGGCGUUGUCAACCAUAGACAAUGCGUAUUGCGUAGUCGCCAAGCCUUUCGCAGAGAGCUCCUUAGUCUCUGGCCAAUGCAGCGUUACCCUCGAUAGAACUACUAGAGCUGUUCAAGGGAAUUGGCAAGUGUUACUCGGUUUGCCGGGAAGAGUUUCCGAGGUACAUACAAAAAGGCAUGUAACGGUUCAAACUGAACGAUUAGACGUCGGAUACGUGCACGACGCGACAGACAAGCUACACAUAUAUUGUAACAUUCUGCAUUCUAACAAAGAGAUUACUUUCUGUCGAUUUCAGAGGACUUCCGAUACGUACGGCUAUAAUGUUAUCGACGGCCUUAGCGAUGGCAGUUACAGUUAUUAUGGAGAUGGCUUCCUGCUAAAACAAUGUGGAAUAACCAUAGAGAAACCAUCAUCUAAAGACUACUCAACAUGGCGGUGCUCAGUUGGUGUUCAUAUCAAAGUUGGGAACGUUAUGCAGCAGCAACCUCCCAUGCAGGCUUUGAUAAGCGUCGCAUCGAGUCACAAGUCAUUAAGAGAUUUCGAUAAAAAUGAAGAUACAUUAAGAAAGGUAUUCGUCCAAAAAGACUCGCCGUUUACAAUCACAUGCAACGCGGGAGUUUCACUGAGAUACUGUUGGUUUCAACAUCCGAAUGGUACCCAGUUCACGCCUGUACCACUAACACAUGAAGAUCAAUUAUUCUGGUACACCGGAAAAGGUCUCGAUGUUGGUGAUUGUGGUAUAACAUUUUUACAUUCAAACAUCACUGACGAUGGUAAAUGGUCAUGUUUCAUGGGUCCUAGAUUAAAGAAAGGAAUCGAAGCCAAAGACGAAGUUGAAGUCAGAGUUACCGGUCCAUUGGCUGCAAACCUGAGAGAGGUUCCAGCGAAUAUUGGGAAAAACACAACUUUGUAUUGUCAUACAUCGAAUGGAAGGAGACCAUUACAAUACUGCAGGUUUCUGUCACCGAAAUUUGUGGGUAUGAACGUAGACUCUUCCGUGAAUAAGGAAAACGCAAUAUUGAAUCGCUUCUACUUUACCCCUGAACGGCAUCUGGACUUCGGGGAUUGUUCCCUCAGUAUUACAUCUGUCCAGGAGGAAGAUAUAGGUGUUUGGACUUGUGCUGCUGUUGUUGAUAACGAGAUAUUGGAGUCGAGUGACACCAUACGAGUUUUUAUUGGUGAGACAGACAAACGUCCUCGAUUGCAAGCUGGAAUUAUCGGAGGGAGCGUUGGGGUCUCAUUCUUAGUGGUGGUCCUCAUCGGUUAUGUGACUUACAAACGUGGUUGGAUACAGCAUCUACUAAGUCUUCGUAACAGAACUCAUACUGUGGUAUCUGAAGACAUUACACUGCCUUCUAGAAGCUCUGCACCAGGAAGCAUUAGUAGUGAUGCAUCAACUCCAAGAAGUGUUAGUAGUAGUGGGAGUACUAUUGACUUUUCAGACGUAAAUCUCCGGCUUGAUCAAAACAACUGAAUGGCUUUUAUUUUAUGGAUUAUUGUGUCUAAAAUACAUAUAUUUAUAAAAUCAUCAGUACGUAUAUCUAAUACCUUUAAACUGGGAAUUCCUGUCUUCUAAUCUAUAUAUUAAGUGAAUUUCUGGAACGGCUCCCAGGAUUUUUAUGAAAUUAUAUUUAGGGGUUUUGGGAGCGAUAAAUCGAUCAGCUAUGUUUCCUUUAUAGAAACCCUUCAAAAAAAAAAUACUGAGCAAAGUUCCCAGUAACCAGGUACUACUUAUUAUUAUAUAAAGGUGCUUA
This is a messenger RNA of Bicyclus anynana (squinting bush brown), 3541 nucleotides long. RefSeq lists its product as uncharacterized. The transcript is spliced from 10 exons. Bases 1 to 3261 code for a protein of 1086 amino acids. The record is from RefSeq and is a predicted model, not a curated record. NCBI's taxonomy places the organism in Eukaryota, Metazoa, Arthropoda, Insecta, Lepidoptera, Nymphalidae.